AUCGUAGGACGGUGAACGAAAGUAUCCGCGAACCGUAAUUGCAACUUCGAUGUUGCAAGGAACUGGAACGAGCCGAUGAUAAAUGGAGACGUUUUUCCAGGGUAUCGCGUACAAUCUCGGUGAUUAAUUAGUGCACUCUGGUUGGUCAGGGGACUGUGCUACGCUUUCUUUUCGUUCGCGAAUAACCGAGCGAACGAGUAAGUUUCCAUAAAGAAUAAUCGCGGGAAGAAUGAGAUCUCGGAUCGAUCGGAAAUCGAAUAACGAACGGUCGGUAAACGGUGCGAUUAACUGACAACUAUGUAACCCGAGCUAAAUCUAAUAUACGCGAAGAUCGUAAUUAGUGCGUUUCGGGACCACCGGAGAAUCAAUUAAUUUCAAUGAAACGAGGUCAAAGGUCGCCGAGUUCCCGAUAAUUCUCUUAUCGGUGAAAGCUCGGGACAGGUCUCUCGAAUGGAGUGAAAGGUUAAACGAACAAAUCCUCGUUUGCAUUUCGAACGAAUUUGCAACAGCGAGCUUUCGGUGUCGACGAGACAAGGUCGAAGAUCGUGAUUUCCUGGUGUGUAGUUGACGAGGAUGUCGCAACAAGUUCAAAGCUCAUUGAUAGCUUUUUUUCAACCGCGAAAGGGUUCUUAGGGAAGAGACACGGAUCUCUGCGUGUGCGAGAGAGAGAGAGAAAAAGAGAAACAGAGAAAGAGGAGUGGAGAGAAACUCUUCGGUUUUUUCGAUGUCGCGGGAUCGUCGGCGUCGCAAGAAAAUCAGAGGAGGACGCGGAUAAAGCGUGCAGCCGCUAACGAACGGGCAAAAAGAAGAAGCCGAGAGAGAAUGAAUUCAAGUGGCUCGCUGGAUAAGGAACCCUCGUGUAUUUAAUCGUUCCAGACAUUGCCGGAGAUCGUCCGACAGACGAACGCAUGUAAAUCGAGAACGGUUCGCUCGCCAAUAAUGGUUCCCCCGUCGCUCGCUGCGCGAAACUAGUCGCAUUACUGCAAUUUCUGCGAUCACUGGAACACACGUGGUCGCGGCCGCAAUUUAAUUAACACGUCGGCGUCGGGGCACCUCGAAAAUUACAAACGUUCCGCACAAAUUUCCCGAUUCGUGGAACGUCUCGCGGCAUUCAUUCCCGCAGAACUUGAGCGCAACUUAUCGAGACCAAAGUUGGAAAUUCGGGUGACGCGUGCGCGUGUAUGUGUGUGUCAUCUGCCGUCAAAGUGUUAACACUGAAUUUCGUACGGUGAUCGAAUUGAUAACGAAAUCAAAAUCAUAUUGAUAAUCGAUCGAGGAACCACGAAGAACCAUCAAGAAGAACAAGAGGAUCGAAUUCAUUAAAAAUUUCGAUACGAAAAAGAAAAAUCGUACGCGAAUAAUCGAUUUGCAGGAUUUACACAAUGAUAGAGAUCGGAAUAACGACGACGUGUUCCUUAAUGACGUCUUCUUUUCACGGAAGCGUGCUCGUCCCGUUUUGCAUUUCACGUACUGGAAACCAGCCGCGACGAAAGAGUGCGUGAACAUUAUCGAAAAAAGAAAAAAAAAACAUGGACGGAUCGGUGACGAACGGCACGAUUAUCGGAGUGGCAUUGGGUGGCGAGAGUGUGAAGCAUUUUCCUCGAUGGGUCACCAUCCUAGCAGCCGUGUGCGCGAUCAUUUUCAGCGUCGUUGGAAUCGCGGGUAACUUGGUGACAGUGAUCGCGCUACUGAAGUACACGCGGCUGAGACGGCACGCGACGACAGCCUUCGUGAUCAGUCUCAGUAUCUCCGACCUGAUUUUCUCGGUUUUCAAUCUGCCGCUGACUGCGAGCCGUUUUCUGCGCGAAGCUUGGGUCCUCGGUGAAACGCUGUGCAAAAUAUUUCCGCUGCUCUUCUACGGAAAUGUCGCGGUUUCGUUGCUGAGCAUGGUUGCCAUCACGAUCAACAGGUACAUACUGAUAUCGAGGUCGGAGAUGUACGCGCAACUCUACACCACGAAACGGAUAAUAAUAAUGCUGAUCGCCAUCUGGACCGUAAGUUUCUCCCUGCUGCUGCCACCGUUGUUAGGCAUCUGGGGGCAGAUGGGUCUGGACACGACCACCUUCUCCUGCACGAUCCUGAAGAAGGACGGUCGCAGCCCGAAAAAGUUCCUCUUCGUCCUAGCGUUCAUCGUGCCCUGUAUAGUAAUUAGCGUGUCUUACCUGUGCAUCUAUUGGCGCGUGAGAAAGAGCAGGAAGAACCUAGAAGCCCACAGUGGCGUCUCCCGAAGAAAAACGAACGGGAUCCAGCGAAGAGAGGACUCCAGAGUGACCAAACUGAUGCUGACCAUAUUCCUCUGUUUCAUCCUCUGCUUCAUGCCGUUGAUGUUCGUCAACGUGGUCGACGACGACAUCAAAGUGCCGGUCAUACACGUAAUCGCGUCGAUCCUGGCCUGGGCCUCUUCUGUGAUCAACCCUUUCAUCUAUGCAGGGACUAACAAAUUGUACAGAGAGGCCUACAAGCAGGUCUUGUGCCCAGUGUCGAGCAAAACGCCGACCAUCGGACCCAAACCUACUCAUUCGCAUUCGAGCAAGAUCUCCACGCCGCAAGGCACCUGAGGAGUUGAACAUUGAGGGUGUCUUGGUUAAAGCGAUUGGACGUUUCGUGACGAAUCCUUCGAACUCUGUGGAUGCAUACGCGUGUCUAAGGAUUUUUGUGCACGACAAAUAUUGUCCGUUUAACCUUGGGGAAAUGGAGGAUUCAAGGUGGGACUCAUUUGCGCGGUUCGCAGUUAUACAGUGAUCUCCAGUGACUGAUCUUCAGUGACUGAUCUCCAAUCGGUAUACACCUUCGACCACGUCUAUGAAACAACAACGCGAAGACAGGCAAUUGGAUGACACAGAUGCCAUAUCUAACAAGAAACAUCGACCUUUAGAAGUCAAACUUCCUCCUUCCCUGUCCAAGUAGUGUGAAUUAUAUUUUAUAUGGAACAUUAGGCAAAACACAAUGCAA
Molecule: messenger RNA, 2952 nt
Organism: Megalopta genalis
Lineage: Eukaryota; Metazoa; Arthropoda; Insecta; Hymenoptera; Halictidae
Source: RefSeq, a predicted model, not a curated record